AUGCGCUCGUUUCAUAUAAAACAGAUCCAGGCCUUAUUGAGCGUCUUGCUCCGUCGUGCCCAUCGCCCCCUUAUCCACGUCCUUGAACUGACCCAGCAGGCCGCUCUCCGCCAUGAAGUCCGCCAGCGCCACCGCUGCACGUUUCUCCGUCAACAGGUUCUCCAACCUCCCCAAUCGUACUCCUUCCACCUUGCGCAGUCUCCCCCACAUCCGGUGUCGUAUCUCGUGCAGCAGCGGACAGAUCAGCACCACAUGGCGUGGUGUCUGGGAUCCCAGUCCACAUCCGCACUGGGCGCUGUCUCGGACUUUGAUGCGUGA
This is a messenger RNA of Talaromyces marneffei, 318 nucleotides long. RefSeq lists its product as uncharacterized. The record is from RefSeq and is a predicted model, not a curated record. The transcript has a single exon. Bases 1 to 318 code for a protein of 105 amino acids. Lineage: Eukaryota; Fungi; Ascomycota; Eurotiomycetes; Eurotiales; Trichocomaceae.